AUGUUUAAUUUUGUACGAAAUUGGUUGUUUCUUAAUGAAACCGAUACAUUGCCAAUAUGGAGUUGUGGUAAAAGUCCAGUAGCCAAUGGCGUUGCGCGUAUUAUUGGUGGCCAGAACGCAGUUCGUAAUUCAUAUCCGUGGAUGGUUUUAUUAGAAACAGAGUUUUCCACUGAUUUGUACAAAUGUGGGGGAGUACUUCUUAGCCAGCUUCAUGUUCUUACUGCUGCUCAUUGUAUGAUCGAUGAUGGAAAUCCACAGAAUGUAACUGUAUUUGCUGGUAUUCAUCAUCGUGAUGAUAGCAAGUAUAGAGUACCUGCCAGGACUAUUACGAUUCAUCCCUGGUACGACAAAAAUACAUUUGCCAAUGACAUCGCCAUUGUAACACUUCGCUCUGCAUUGCCUUCGAACGAUUCACGCAUCGGCACGAUUUGUUUAUCGUCUGAUAAUCCUCUGCUACCGAAUCGGGAUGCAGUUGCAAUCGGCUGGGGAUGUACUACCUAUGAUGGUGACUCACCAGAAAUACUCAAAGAAGUUACUUUGAGGAUACUUGAUGCAAGCAUACAGGAAUGCAGACAAGAGAAGUUGUUUCCAGCAAGAAAGAUCUGUGCAGGAGAACUUGGAUGUGGUCGUGAUACAUGCCAAGGCGACUCAGGUGGACCACUCAUGAUUCGAAAUGCUGAUGGCCGUUGGGAAGUAAUUGGCAUCACCUCAUACGGUAAUAUAGGUGGUAAACUUGAUGCGCCUGGAAUAUAUACUCGUGUGAGCUUUUACAACGGCUUUAUUCGAUCGACAAUAGCUCACUCCAACCACGAUCCAAGAUUUCUAUCAUCUGCGGUCUCAUCAUCUACCACGUUUACAUGCACUCCAUCUGCACUGAACAUUCGUAACGGCAUUUUCGUAAUAAUCUAUUAUUUUGUUUGUAAACUAGCUAAUCAAGAAAGACUUUGA
Molecule: messenger RNA, 948 nt
Organism: Rotaria sp. Silwood1
Lineage: Eukaryota; Metazoa; Rotifera; Eurotatoria; Philodinida; Philodinidae
Source: the annotation of a GenBank genome assembly